CUUGCUGCAUAGACGCGCCGCCGAGGCGAGGCCCAGAGGAAACCCUAGAGAAACCCCGAGCCAAGCACGACACCAGAUGGCCUCCGCCGGCGGCAAGCCCAACGCCAACACCGGCGGCGACACCAAGGGGAGGAAGCGCAAGUUCCUGCCCCACGGCAAGCCGGUGCGGAAGGGCGCGUACCCGCUGCGCCCCGGCGUGCAGGGCUUCUUCAUCACCUGCGACGGCGGCCGCGAGCACCAGGCCACCCGUGAGGCGAUCUCCCUCCUGGACACCUUUUACGAGGACCUGGUUGACGGGAAAGUAUUUGAUGAGAAGCCCAAGAGCAUCCCUGACAAGCCGCUGAACAAAAAAAUAAAGUUUGAGGACUCUGAUUCCUCUGAUGAUGAGGAUGAAGGUCAUUCAGUGGAGGAGGCUGACAAUGGAAAUGAUGUAGAAAAAGGUGAAGCAAAGUCAUCUGAGCAGCAACAAGAGGUACCUGGUGCCUUGGAAGUUGUCAGCAAGGAGGAUGAAGAACAAGUGGAAACUGCCGACGGAUCAGCGCCAAAGAAACAACGUAUAGAAGAUCCUUUGGUUUCUGAACAGACAGAACCAAAAGUGCCCACUGAUGAACCAACAGAGACUACUGAUGAUAAGCCAAAGGAGUCCACUGAUAGACCAGCAGAGACUACUGAUGAUAAGCCAAAAGAGUCCACUGAUAAGCCAGCAGAGACUACUGAUGAUAAGCCAAAAGAGUCCACUGAUAAACCAACAGAGACUAGUGAUAAACCAAAAGCGUCCAACGAUAAACCAAAAGAGUUCACUGGUAAACCAAAAGCGUCCAAUGACAUACCUAUUGAUGAUUUAAUUGAUGAGGACCUGAAACAACUGGGGGACAGGAAAAAGAGGCUGUUUGCAAGCGUCGAUUCCGGUUGCAAUGGUUGCAUCUUCAUUCAAAUGCACAAAAGAGGUGGAGACCCUGGUCCAGUUGAGAUUGUACAAAACAUGAUGUCUUCGGCUGCUUCAACUCGUAAACAUAUGUCCAGGUUUAUUCUGAGGGUGUUGCCUGCUGAGGUGGUAUGUUAUGCUUCAGAAGAGGAAAUAACAAGAGCCGUUACUCCACUUGUUGAAAAGUACUUUCCCAAAGAAUCUCCUUCGGGACAUAAGUUUGCUGUGUUAUACGAAGCAAGGUCAAACACAGGAAUCGAUAGAAUGAAAAUUAUAAAUGCAGUAGCAAAAUCUAUACCUCAACCUCACAAAGUUGACCUCAGCAACCCCGACAAGACUAUUAUUGUCCAGAUUGCCAAGACUAUAUGCAUGAUUGGAGUGGUGGAGAGAUACAAAGACCUUUCGAAGUUCAACCUAAGGCAGCUGACCUCGCCACCGGAGAAGUAGUUUCUGCGUGACAAAUUCUUCCUCCUGGUUGAGUUUUAAGCAGAUGCAGCAUCAGUUGGUUACUACGAGUAGCUACCGUGAAAGACAUUGCCAAAUGAUUCAGGUGUAUUAUGCCGUUAAAACAGAUGGCCAUUGUCGUGUGGAUGCAUCCUGAAUUGCUUGCUUAAUGCCGUAUGGUGCAAUUUUGGAACCUGUUGAAUUUCCUACAGCGAUCGUUGGAAUAAAGGGUUAAUUAGAUUCA
Molecule: messenger RNA, 1613 nt
Organism: Triticum dicoccoides
Lineage: Eukaryota; Viridiplantae; Streptophyta; Magnoliopsida; Poales; Poaceae
Exons: 6
Coding region: 77-1372 (431 amino acids)
Biological process (GO): tRNA modification
Molecular function (GO): RNA binding
Source: RefSeq, a predicted model, not a curated record